AAACCUAUACAUUUGUCAAAAGCACAUGUGACAUGUGUAAUUUCCAUUAUGGUUUUAACACUACUUUCAUCACUUUUUUCUGCUUUUAUCAUUUCUAAAAUAUAAAUCAAUCUGAGUUGACACACAUCAAAGGAAUAAAAAUAUUUAUAAACGAUUGAAUUAAAUAAAUUAAACAGCUUGUACAAUUGACAACACUUCAUAACUUUGAUUAAUAUAAAUUUAAAUAAUGGCUCAAGAUUUAUACACUAGAAAUCCUUGUCCAUUGCGUAUUGUUGAGGAUACUGGUGGUGCAUUUGCACUAGGUCUCAUUGGUGGUGGAUUAUUUCAAGGUAUACAAGGUUUUCGUAAUGCACCAAGUGGCUUAAAUAAACGUUUUAUUGGAAGUAUAACAGCAAUUAAAACACGUUCACCAAUGCUCGCUGGUAGUUUUGCAAUGUGGGGUGCUACGUUUGCAUCAGUUGAGUGUACACUUAUACAUUAUCGUCAAAAAGAAGAUCCAUGGAAUACAAUAAUGAGUGGUACAAUAACUGGUGCUAUAUUAGCAACAAGAAGUGGUGUUGGUGCAAUGGCUGCUAGUGCUGUGUUUGGUGGUGUAUUACUUUCACUCAUGGAGGUCAUAGGUGUAUUUACGACUCGUAAGAAUGCUGAAGUAUUUAAACAACAACCCCUUGAUUUUGGACAACCACCAGAAGGAUAUCAACUACCAGAAGGAUAUCAACCACCAGAAGGAUAUCAUCAAUAAAAUUUUAUAUUAGAAAUA
Molecule: messenger RNA, 760 nt
Organism: Aphidius gifuensis
Lineage: Eukaryota; Metazoa; Arthropoda; Insecta; Hymenoptera; Braconidae
Product: mitochondrial import inner membrane translocase subunit Tim17-B-like
Exons: 2
Coding region: 227-742 (171 amino acids)
Biological process (GO): protein import into mitochondrial matrix
Cellular component (GO): TIM23 mitochondrial import inner membrane translocase complex; mitochondrial inner membrane
Molecular function (GO): transmembrane protein transporter activity
Source: RefSeq, a predicted model, not a curated record